This is a messenger RNA of Pseudomassariella vexata, 1470 nucleotides long. RefSeq names its product Alpha/Beta hydrolase protein. The transcript has 2 exons. NCBI's taxonomy places the organism in Eukaryota, Fungi, Ascomycota, Sordariomycetes, Amphisphaeriales, Pseudomassariaceae. Gene Ontology annotation, molecular function: hydrolase activity. The coding region runs from base 1 to 1470 and encodes 489 amino acids. The record is from RefSeq and is a predicted model, not a curated record.
AUGGAAAAUAAAAAGGGGAGUCUUAAGGAAAAGGCAAAGGCACAGCUUGCCAUUUUGCGCGUCAUCCUUCCAUUGUUACCCUUCAUCAGUCGGGUCAUAUUGUUACAUGUCCUCGGAAAGUCAGAGACUUCGAAGUAUCUGGACCUGAAGAGUGUGCUGCUGGUGUCAAUAUUGCAGAGGCUAUGCGAUCCUCCACAAAAUAAAUUACAAUCUAUAACGAAACUGCAGGCGCUCACGACUCGGGAUGUGCCUGUCAAAGGAAGGAUAUGGGUGAGCCAUGUUGCCGCGGUUGUACCACCAGAUACGAGCAUCAGAGAUGUUUUGAUAGCCGCCAUCGAGGGUACAAAGCGGGACUUGGUACCGGGAAGUGCAGAUUGUAGGAUUCCUGAGAUUGUGCCAGUCGAGGCAGAGUGGACGGGUUAUCGGGAGGAUGCUAGUCGCGAAGCCAAACCACCGGCGGUCACGGAGGAGGAAAAGUACUUGCGGAUGAUGAAGGGUUGCAAGAGUCCCGUUACAGUGCUCUACUUUCAUGGAGGCGCAUACUAUCUUAUGGACCCUGCGUCUCAUCGACCGGCCGUGAAGAAUAUCUCCAAGUUGACUGGUGGCCGAGUAUACUCUGUUCGAUAUCGUCUCGCACCGCAGCACCCUUUUCCUUCCGCCCUCCUGGACGCACUUGUCUCUUAUUUCACCUUGCUUUACCCGCCGCCCGGGUCCGUCCAUGAAGCGGUUCCGCCGGAAAAUAUUGUCUUUGGCGGGGAUAGUGCUGGAGGCAAUCUCAGCCUAGCCCUUCUCCAGACUCUCCUCGAAAUCCGACGACAAAACCAACGGAUCACUUGGUUUCAUGAAGAUCGACAUGUGCCCCUCCCCGGAGGCGUUACGGCCAUUUCCCCCUGGCUAGACGUGGUCCAGGGCAUGCCUUCGUGGAAACGCAACCAGACAUGGGACUACUUACCGCCGCCAAACGUAUUAGAUAGGAAAGAUCCCCCAUGUGCCGCCUGGCCCUCAAACCCACCCCGACGACACGUUUUCAUCGACGAUGACUACCUGCUUCACCCAAUGGCCAGCUUGACACUAAGUAAAAGUUGGAAGGGCGCACCACCCGUGUACCUCACCUGCGGCUGGGAGUGCCUCGCAGACGAGGGAAAGUGGCUGGUCAAGAAGCUCAGCCACGACGGUGUUCCGGUCGUGUUUGAGGAGUAUGAAGCGAUGCCGCACGUGUUUGCGUUUAUCUUGACCAAACGGCCUGAGGCGGCUCGCUGUCUAGCCGGCUUGACUAAUUUCAUGAAAGUCGCUGUCGAGAAUCCCGCAAAAAUCGCAUCGAGAUACACCACGAUCAAGGCGAGAACGUGCGAAGAGGUUAAAAUCGACGUGGAUAGUCUUAGCCCGCACAGCCAAGAUGACUUGAGGAAGAUGGCUUAUAUGAUGAUUGGAACGGAUUCAAUGCCAAGUGCGCCCAUAGCCAAGCUAUGA